This is a messenger RNA of Chinchilla lanigera (long-tailed chinchilla), 3624 nucleotides long. It is a transcript of the gene Pecam1, whose product is annotated as platelet/endothelial cell adhesion molecule 1. Lineage: Eukaryota; Metazoa; Chordata; Mammalia; Rodentia; Chinchillidae. Gene Ontology annotation, molecular function: transmembrane signaling receptor activity. The coding region runs from base 397 to 2616 and encodes 739 amino acids. Gene Ontology annotation, biological process: cell surface receptor signaling pathway. The transcript has 18 exons. The record is from RefSeq and is a predicted model, not a curated record.
AAAUCGGUCUGCAAUGUGUCUCUACAGAUUUAGGGAAAGCUGUGUUUUUCAGCGGAGAGAAGCGGCUGUUACAUAAUUUAGCAAAGACCUAACUAUUUGCAUGAAGAAUUUGGUUUCAUUUUUUUUUUCAAGCAAAACCACAGAGGAACCGGCUAUCGGACACGGCGUGUGUCUCUUGUAAUCAGAGCGCCCUCCUGGUAGCAGGACCCAGGCAGCGGCCCUGCCAUCAAGAAGAAACGCCCCACCGGGAGGACCUGCCUCUACCGCCUGCUGCAGAGAGGCUCUGAGGGGCAGAGCAGGAAGGUUUCUCACUGGCGGCUCGAGGAAAGUGUUUUCGAUCCCCAAGGCAUGGCCCAGAGGCAGCACUGACUGUUCCAGGCAGCCUUUGCUUCCAGGAUGCGGCCGGUGUGGGACCAGAGGAGCACGAUGCGGCUGGGAGCCCUGUUGACGCUGCUGCUCUGUUCAGGCCUUGGGAGUCAGGAGAACUCUUUCACCAUCAACAGCAUCCACAUGCAGAGCCUGCCAGACUGGAAGGUGGAGAACGGGCAGAACGUGACCCUGCAGUGCGUCGUGGACAUCAGCACCACCUCGCACGUCAAGCCGCGGCACCAGGUGCUGUUCUACAAGGACGAUGCGCUCCUGCACAACGUCUCCUCCGUGAAGGACACAGAGAGCUUUCUGAUCCCUCACGCCCGGGUGUUCAACUCGGGGAUGUAUAAGUGCGUGGUGCUGCUGAACAACAAGAAGAAGACCACCGGGGAGAACCGGCUGUGGGUGCAGGGGGUACCAAAGCCCAAGGUGACCCUGGACAAGAAGGAAGCCAUAGAAGGCGGGGCCGUGACGGUCAACUGUUCUGUUCCAGAGGAAAGGGCCCCCAUAUAUUUCAAAGUUGAAAAGUUUGAACGCGAUCCAAAAGUUGUCAAGCUCGUAAAAGAGAAGACUUCUUUGGGACAGAAUUUUGUGACCGUGGAGUUCCCGAUUGGAGAACAGGACUAUGUUUUAUAUUUCACCUGUCAAGCCAGGAUUUCCUCGGGGUUCCAAACUGAGACUUCGGACACCACCAGGAGUGAAGAGGUCACUGUGACAGCGUCCUUCUCUACUCCCAGGUUCCACAUCACCCCCGCUGGGAUCAUCACGGAGGGAGACGACCUCCAAAUCAAGUGCACCAUUCAAGUGACGCACCUGGCCCACGAGACCCCAGAAAUCAUAAUCCAGAAGGACAGGGAGAUCGUGGCCUACAGCAGCAGCGGCCGCGAGACCAUCUACUCGGUCAUGGCCAUGGUGGAGCACAACGGCAACUACACGUGCAAGGUGGAAUCCAGCCGCCUCUCCAAGGUCAGCAGCGUCAUGGUCAACAUCACAGAACUGUUUCCCAAGCCGAAGCUGGAAUCUUCCUCCACCCGUUUGGACCAAGGUGAGAGGCUGGACCUGCUGUGCUCCAUCCCAGGAGCACCUCUGGCCAACUUCACUAUCGAGAAGGAAGGCACCGUCGUGUCACGGGGCCAGAACUUCACCAAGAUCACGGAAGGGUGGGACAGCGGGACGUACACCUGCACCGCAGGGGUCGGCAAAGUGGUCAAGAAAAGCAAUGCCGUGCAGAUCACAGUGUGCGGAAAUAUCUCCACGCCCAGGAUUCUUCAUCACCCCAAGUCCGAGAUCAUUAAGGGACAGGCCGUAACAGUCAGUUGCCACUCGAGAAAUGGGACUUCACCUAUUACUUAUUACCUGUUAAGAGGAAGUGAUGUUUUAGAGAAUAUCACAAAGGCCUCAGAUAAGCCCGCCGAGUUCCGAGACAGCCCCACCAAGGAUGCAGAAUACAAGUGCGUUGCAGAUAACUGUCACUCCCACCCUGCAGUGUCCAGUGAGGUCCUGAGCAUCAAGGUGAUAGCCCCCGUGUACCAGGUCAAGCUCACUAUCCUGAGGAACCCCGAGGUGGAGUCUGGGAAGGAAAUCGUGCUUCAGUGCUCCGUGAACGAAGGGACCGGUCCAAUCACAUACAGGUUUUACAAAGUCGGGGAGCCCAACCCCUUCCACCAAACCACCUCCAAUGACACCCGUGUAAUUUGGUACAAGGAGCAGGCUAGCAAGGAGCAGGAGGGUCAGUACUACUGCGUGGCUUCCAACAGAGCGAGUUUCACCGCGGGCAGCACCCAGAGCAACACUCUGAUGGUCAAAGUGUUUCUCGCCUCGUGGAAGAAAGUGCUGAUCGCAGUCCUCGUCAUCGGAAUGGUAAUCGCCACCUUGAUAGUUGGAGCCCGAUGCUAUGUGCUGAGGAAAGCCAAAGCCAAGCAGAUGCCUGUGGAAAUGUCCAGGCCGGCAGCGCCGCUUCUGAAAUCCAACAAUGAAAAGGUGUCAGAGCCUAACAGCGAAGCCAACAGUCAUUACGGUUACAGCGAUGACAUUGGAAACCAUGCGAUGAAGCAGCCCUGUGAAAGCAAAGCAGAGCCUGUGAACUCAGACGUGGAGUACACAGAAGUGGAGGUAUCCUCAGCGGAGCCCCACCACGUUCCAGGAACAAAGGGCACGGACACGGUGUACAGUGAGAUCCGGAAAGCCGAUCCUAAUUCUGUGGAAAACAGAUGUUCUAGAACAGAAGCCUCCCUUGAUGAAACUUAGGACAGCAGAAGCAGGCGCUCAGACGUCCGCGUCCCAAGAAGAGCAGACGGUUCCCAUAUUCCAAGACCUCUGUGCACUUACCUCUGUCUAACCUAGCAAUUCCUCAGACCAAGGCACCAGUUCUUAAAUCCAUCCCGCUGCGUUAACAUUAGGUAUAAAGAGAUACAGAGAGGGCCGGGGAUGUCGCCCCGCAGCACAGCGCCUGCCUGGCAGCGCACGGUCCUGAGUUUGAUUCCCGGUACCCAAAAAAAAAAACAUACAGAGGGGCUGCUCGAUCACUUGUGCGGCCCUCCUCCCAAGUGGAAGCAUCCUCACCGUGCAGAAGAGCUGAAAGAGGUCAGAGAUAACAGGCCACUGGGGUAUUUUAAAACUUGAAUAUUUUGUCUUGCGCAGAGAUAAAGAACAGCUGCAUGCGCCCCCCCACACACACACACACGUUCUCUUGUACCCACUCACUUCUAGGAGGUGGCCGGCUCUCAGGCCUAGUUUGUUGUUUCCUUUUUCUUUGGUCCUUCCGUGGCCUGAAGCUCUGGGUAGUGCUUGCGCUUCAGAAAUGACCAGACAGCGUCCCGGUCCCCUCUGACCUCACCCGCCGCAGGGGGGAGGCGAAGCUGCUUGGGUGGAGCCCCUGGGAGGCCACCUUGAAGGCGAGGCCUGGGCAGGGCUCAGACGGAAGAGGCAGGCAGAGCGAGCCCUGUCGUCUUCCUCCACCAAGCCAGAGGCCGAAAGAGGAGAAACGGUUGCCUACAGCAAAUACUAUUUCUAAUAGGAAAAUGAAGCGUGUAUUUUUCUUACUAAUUUUUUUUUUUUAUUUAUUCCCUGCUACAGAAGUGGGCUCCUGAGCUCCUAAGCUGUUUGGGAGGCCGUCCUGAGGGGUGGGAAGGGGUGGCGGCCGGCACCGUGGAGCGCGCUGACCCGAAAUCGCCUUCCCUGCUCGCCUCAGUGCCCCAGCGGCAGGGAACCCGAGGGGUGUUGUAUUAAAUAAAUUUGAUCUUUACUCUUCCCAGA